Molecule: messenger RNA, 2555 nt
Organism: Aedes albopictus (Asian tiger mosquito)
Lineage: Eukaryota; Metazoa; Arthropoda; Insecta; Diptera; Culicidae
Product: eukaryotic translation initiation factor 2-alpha kinase 1-like
Exons: 3
Coding region: 216-2348 (710 amino acids)
Biological process (GO): protein phosphorylation
Cellular component (GO): nucleus; cytosol; cytoplasm
Molecular function (GO): ATP binding; eukaryotic translation initiation factor 2alpha kinase activity
Source: RefSeq, a predicted model, not a curated record
GUCAAAAUUCACAUGCGCGUGAAGAAGAAUCCUGCGAAGAACAACUUCAUCAGCCGCAAACCGCGCGAGCUUAUCGUGAUUUUUAUUUUGAUUUCGACAAUCUUCCUACUUUUUUCGUUCUGCUGCUUUUGUGAAUGAAACAUCCUUCCCUGUUGUGAAAUGGUAAUCGGUUAGAAAGUGUUUUCCUUUGGUGAAAAACAGUGAAACCUACAACGAUGGAUUCGGACGAGGAUGAGGACAGUUUCGACCAUGAAUGGGAUAACCUCCAAACGAUAAAAACAUUCGACGGUGUGCGAUCCCAAGAUGAGCUUUCGUCGGUGACCCGUGCCUCGACGAGACUGAUGGACAAUGGUCUGCAGAGUCGAAUUGCUGCCAAGGCGAGCACGCCGGUAUCGCUGCUGGUGGAAAGUCUGGUUCAGCAGUUGUGUGCACUGCUGGAAGCGGAUCCGGAACGGUCGAAGGAAUUAUACGAAACGAUUUGCCAACGAUUGCAUGCGGUCAAUCUGAUCGACGAGACCUACUCGAUGGGGGAAUUUGAGAUGAUGCGAAGCCAGUACCAGAAGGCCCUCUAUCAGUUGGUCAGCAUUGCCCGAGGCAAUAACCUGCCGGUGCCGUCCCUCGAGAAAAUUUGGCCGUUGCAACCGUCUGUUGGAUUGGAAUGGUCUCGGUAUCAUAGGGAGUUUACGGAAUUGGAGUUCAUUGCCGGCGGGGGGUUUGGUAAGGUGUUCAAGGCCCGGAACAAUCUGGACGGGAUUGUAUAUGCUGUGAAGAAGAUCACGAUCCGAUCGACGACCAUCAAGAACGUGUUGGUGCACCUGGCGGAGGUUAAGACGUUGGCCAGUUUGAAUCACAUCAAUAUUGUUCCGUACAAGGCGGCCUGGUUGGAACCGCUGUUGGCCAAUGGGGAACCGGGAAGUGAUUCUAGUGGAACUGGCAUCUCAACUAUUGACGAUGAUGAUGAGGAUGAGGAAGAAGAGAGCGACGAGGAAGAGGAAGAUGAGCGAAUUUCCAAUGGAGUGUCGUUCAAUUAUGUUUCUGGAUUUCAGUCUCGCAAAAGAAAAUCUACUCUGAACGAUUCCCUAAAACUUCAAGAUGACACCGAUGAUUUCAGUAUUCAGUUCGAGGACAGCAACGGUUGCAGCAAACCAGAAGAGAACAACCAACAGUUGGCUGAACUAGAGGAUGCACGAGGAAGCCUAAUCAGCGUAGAAGAAUCACAACCGCACGUAAAGCUGAAAUGGGCAACUCUUUACAUUCAAAUGACUCUUUGCCAUCUCACGCUUCGGGAAUGGUUGGACGACCGCAAUCGUUUCCUGUGUUUCGAAGAAUUCUAUCACAAUUUCUUGCGCUGUCCGCGAAGAGAAUGCACCACAACUGCCAAUCCGAGGAACUCCUUCUGCCGUCAGACAUCGAAACUCAGUUCAGGCAGUAGUUCUGGUGAUUCCGGCCCUUUGAUGGAAGCCAGAGCCAGUAUGCCAAGUCCCCCACAGGACGACAAAUCUGCCAACCACACACCGCAGCACCUGGACGUAAUAACAGACGUUCUGCACCAGCUGCUUAACGGCCUCACCUACAUUCACUCACGAGGAAUCGUCCAUCAUGACAUCAAGCCGAGCAACAUUUUCGUCAGCGUCAGCGAUCACGACAAAGCGAUCUCCAUCCAGCUAGGAGAUUUUGGCCUAGCCUGCCCCCUGCAGAGUUCCCACACCGGAGCCGGAUUCGGAACUCCGCUCUACGCCGCCCCGGAGCAACUCGAAGGCAAAUGUGAUCCCAAAUCUGACAUCUACAGUAUGGGAAUCAUUCUGCUGGAACUGCUCAUUCCCUUCGACACCGACAUGGAACGGGCCGAUAUGAUCAAGCAGGUUCGCAAGGGACAGUUCCCGAAAGAUCUCGACCAAGAGUACGUCGACCUGCUCAAAAAUCUCCUUAGUACCCGUCCUUGCCGUCGUCCGGACACUUUCGCCCUGACCGAGGCCGUCAACUGUAUGAAACUCAACCGAGAUAAAGUCAUAUCUCAGCUGCGGAAAAGUCUCUCCAUCCAAGAGGAGGAAAUUCAAUCGCUCAAAAGCACCAUCGACGAGAAAACCCGGCGCCAUGAGGAAUCCCAGGAGGAAAUGUCCCUCCUGGAGUUGCGAACCAGCGAGUCACUUAUACUGAAGGAACAGGAGCUGAUCUACAAAACGCUGGAAAUUGAGAACAAGGAGAAGCAACUGCGCUCGAAGGAACAAGAGCUGCGAACCAAAGACCAGGAGAUUCAUCGGCUCAGAGAACUGCUCAAGAGUUAUCAGGAGAAGGACACCGGCGAUGAAAACGGCGAUGGCGGACAGGGCAAAAGUGAAACUGAAUGAGAUACCGGAGAUACCAACGACCCAGGAAUUGCUUUCUCAUUGCGUGAUGAUCUACUUAGAAUCGAUUUCAUUGACUUGAUUGUGUAACGAAUGCUAGGCUGUAGUAGAACUAGGUACUAUUAAUAAUUUCUUUAGAAUAAAGUAAGUUUUGUAGGUUAUUUAUUGCGGCAAUAAAAAUAAAUUUGAUCCAGUGGUUACCAAAUGAAA